CAAAACGGUUUGUAAUUCUAGACUAAAAUAAAAGUUUUUCCAUCUGUAGUCGGAUGGAGGCUACAGCACGGAGUCGCUGUGAGAUAUGUCUCGGGAAAAUGUACUGUGUAAUCCUAAUUAUACCUACUGACAAAUCGAGAAUUUAAAUACAGCUGGUUUUUCAUCAGCAUGCUAGGCUAACUAAUGCUACAGCAACACACAGCAUGCUAGGCUAACUAAUGCUACAGCAGCACACAGCAUGCUAGGCUAACUAAUGCUACAGCAGCAUGUUAGGCUAACUAAUGCUACAGCAGCACAUUGCAUUGGAUUGGACAACACUUCCGAGAGCUUUGAACUCGUUUUUCGAGGCUGACAUGGAAGCAGUUUUUGCAGUAGAAGAUUCACCAAAGAAGGACAUCAGCCCACCUAAAGUUAAAAGACAGAAGUUGGACAAACCACAAAAAGUCAAACCACAGGGGAAAAUGGACUGCAUUGACCUGACCACAGAAGAGCCUGCCUGUUCCAGCAGCAGUAGUGCCAAGUCAACCAACUCCUCCAAGUCAGUGGAACCCAAAGCUAAAAUUAAAACCUCGGUCUCUGAGGAGCAGGAGGACGGCAAACUGUCGUUGAUCUCUUGGAAUGUAGAUGGGCUGGACACCGUGAACCUGGGAGAGCGAGCUAGAGGCCUCUGUUCCUAUCUGGCCCUCUAUACCCCUGACGUGGUGUUUCUGCAGGAACUCAUUGAACCGUAUGUUCAGUACCUCAAGAAGCGAGCCGUCAGCUACACCAUCGUUGAGGGGGGCGAGGAGGGGUACUUCACUGGUUUGAUGCUGAAGAAGUCCAGAGUCAAACUCCUGAGUAGUGACAUCAUCAGUUACCCAACCACUCAGAUGAUGAGGAAUCUGCUCGUUGCUCAAGUGAAGUUCAGGGACCAGGCGAUGUGUUUGAUGACGUCCCACUUUGAGAGCUGUAAGGGACAGGCGGAGGAGAGGAUGAAACAGCUGAGGGAGAUGCUGAAGAGAAUGAGGGAGGCGCCCAGUAACGUAACUGUCCUAUUUGGAGGGGACACCAACCUGAGGGACACAGAGGUGACCAAGGUUGGAGGUCUACCCAGUGGGGUGUGUGACGUGUGGGAGCAGCUGGGGAAGCAGGAGCACUGCAGAUACACCUGGGACACCAAGGCCAACAGCAACAAGAGUGUACCGUAUGUCAGCAGGUGUCGUUUUGACCGCGUCUACCUCCGACCGGCCAAGGAAGGCCCCGGGUCACGGAUGACCCCAGACCAUAUGGCUCUGGUGGGUUUAGAGAAGCUGGACUGUGGUCGCUACACCAGUGAUCACUGGGGAAUCUACUGCAGUUUUAUCCCUGGCUCCUGAGACUUAAGAUUGUGUCCCAAAUUGUUCCCUGUAGUGCACUGCUUUUUUUGAUCACGAAUCAAUAUAGGGAUGCAGCCUAACUGAGAAUGAAACAUGUUUGCGUGUAGUGGUCCCAGCAGGACUUGGAAGGGGCUAGAGUCUGACGAGUUAAACUUUCCUAAAGGACAGUUUUAAAAGGUUAUAGUUGCUCUAAUAUUGGAUAGGUAGCAAGCACAGUCUCUAUGGCUACUAACGGUAGGCUCAGAGACGGUUGGCUCACCUUUAUUGUAAUGCUAGUGCCUUGAGCCGAGGACAGGAAAGGUUUCUGAAGAGGAUACAAUCUUGCCGUGGUCACCUCACGGAUCUCUGGUCCUUGCAAAUAUACCCUCAGAAUGAAAAUGUUGGCAGUUUUAUGUCCUAAAUGGCUCCCUAUUUAGUGCACUACUUUAGACCAGAGACCAUAAAACUGGUGAAAAGGAGUGCACUAUAUAGGGAAUAGGGGUUUCAUUUUGGACAGCAAGCUGUGUUUAAAUGCUUUCAUUUUUAAUUUCAAUAUGUGAUUUGAAUAUUUGUUUGGUUUUAAUAGCAGAAGUCUUACAUGUGAUGAUGAUUUCCCUCAAGUCUGUUUUUAGUCCUGUACAUUGAAAACACUUGAAUAAAAUUGAAAUAAAUACAUUUAUGGUAUAAAACACCUUCAAGAAUAUA
Molecule: messenger RNA, 2039 nt
Organism: Salmo salar (Atlantic salmon)
Lineage: Eukaryota; Metazoa; Chordata; Actinopteri; Salmoniformes; Salmonidae
Gene: tdp2b
Product: tyrosyl-DNA phosphodiesterase 2b
Biological process (GO): double-strand break repair
Cellular component (GO): cytoplasm; PML body
Molecular function (GO): 5'-tyrosyl-DNA phosphodiesterase activity; protein binding; single-stranded DNA binding
Source: RefSeq, a predicted model, not a curated record